GCACUGUCCGAGUUUAGCAAGAUCCUAAAAUUUGGCCUCGAGGCUCGAGCGAUAUCGCGUAGUAAGUACUACUAAGUACUGCUGCACCAGUAUCGCGUCCACCGCGAGCUAGACAUUAAAAGAUUCUCCGCUGAAGAAGAGCCUUGCAGGAACGUGCGCACCUCCACGAUGGUUGUAGAAGGACACCAUCACAGAUCAACCCUCAAGCAGAAAAACAAACCUUUCAAAUCCCAUCAUGCCACAAAAUCUGCUCUUAAAGACAUCGCAAAAGGCCGCACUGCUCGUCAGAGCACAAAAUCUCCAGCAGUGAGCACCGUCGCACAGGCUCGCAUAAACAGGCGCAACACCCAAAAGCAAGUUCAGGCUGCCAAACGCGCCUCCCUGGUCGCCGCGACCCGCAUCUUCAACGGCACCGACGGCGCCCCACGCAUCGUCGCCAUCAUCCCCCUCUCCGAGGACAUCGAUACCCGAGCAUGCAUCCAAGCCCUCGGAAAGUGCGUAGAUGAAGAGAUACAGGGCAUCAAUGAGAACAAAAACAUAUGGACCAUGAAAACAUCCCGAUUCAAAACAUCCCUUCAAUUCCUCCCUGUGCCAUUUGCUCGCCCAUUCGCCGCACUAGAUGCAGCCCGCGCCGCAGACUACACGCUUCUCCUGCUCUCCCCAACCAUCGAAGUUACCCCCGCAGGUGAUACCCUCCUCCGCAUGCUCCAAGCCCAAGGGCUCCCUACAGUUAUCACCGCAAUCCCACCAACGGCACUUGAAAACCUCGAUGUUAAAUCCAGGCCAUCAGUACUCAAAAGCCUCCUCUCCUUCAUACAAUACUUCGACCCCACCCAGCGUCGCAUAUUCGAUCUCAGCGUGCCAGCAGACUCGCUCAACACCCUGCGUUCGCUCGCGGAGGGUUGCCCUGGCGAGGUCAAGUGGCGCUCAGGGCGGCCGUGGGUGGUGGGUGAGAGCGUGGAGCAAGAAGAGGGCGGGGUGUUAAAAGUGACGGGUGUCGUGCGUGGGGGGAGGCUUAGCCCAAAUCGGCUCGUGCAUAUCCCUAACUAUGGGGAUUAUCAAAUUUUGAAGAUAAUGUCUGCUCCCCUGCCUCGCACGAAGCAUGUCAGGCCUGGCAGUAUGGAUGUGGAAGCUGAGCCCGCGCUCCUUGCUGAACGCGUUCCAUCCUCCGCUGACUCCCUGGUGAGCACAAACGUCGCAAAUGAUAUGGCGAACGAACAAACGUGGCCGACGGAGGAGGAGAUGGCGGGUGCUCUGCACGGCACUGGGGAGGGCGAGGUACCAGAUGCAAGGAAGGGCACGACGCCGAAGCGCAUCAAGCGCAUUCCCAAGGGUAUGACUGAGUACCAAGCUUCAUGGAUCGUGGAGGAGAGCGAGGAUGAAGACCAGGACGAGAACGAGGAACGUGAGGAUCGGGACGGGGAGAGAGGAGGGGAGAUGGAUGAGGACGAGGAAAUGGUAUUCGACGACUCGCCGGACAUGGAAAGCGAGCGCAAAAGUGUUGUCGCGUUCCAAGAACUGGAUAUGGAAGAAGAACAAAAGCAGCUUACAUCGUGGCGCAAGCGUUCUCAGGAAGAGCAAGACGCCCAGGCUUUCCCAGAUGAAAUAGAUACUCCACAAGACAUGCCUGCACGUACACGGUUCGCGCGGUUCCGUGGGCUUCGAUCCCUCCGCACGAGUCCGUGGGACCCGUAUGAGAACCUGCCUGGUGAGUACGCGCGGAUAUUCGAGUUCGAGGACUUUAAGCGUACGGAGAGGGACAUGUGGCACGAGUUGGAGGAGGACGGUAUUGAGCCCGGCACACGCGUAACAAUCUGUAUUGAAGGUGUCCCGCACCAAGCCAGCGUGCCAUCGCAGUUGCCGCUUGUCCUAUAUGGAUUGCUGAAACACGAGCACAAGAAGACAGUCCUACACUUCACUGUGCAGCGGAACACAGAGUGCGAAGGUUCUGUCAAAUCAAAGGACCCCCUGAUUUUGUGUUACGGACCCCGCAGGCUGCGCGUCAACCCCGUGUACUCUCAACACACCCGCGGAGGCGGAAAAGGCGCGAACAAUGUCCACAAAUUUGAGAGGUUCUUAUGGCACGGGACCACGACUGUCGUCAGCGUCUACGCACCAAUUGCGUUCGGGAAGCAGCCAUGCAUGCUCCUACGUGAGACGAAAGAUCCACAAAUGCCGGAGCUCGUGGCAAUGGGCACAUUCAUGAACCCUGAUACGGCGCGUAUCAUCGCGAAACGAAUCAUCCUCACAGGCCACCCGUUCAAAGUGCACAAAAAAACCGCUACAGUGCGGUACAUGUUCUUCAACCCAGACGAUAUCCAGUAUUUCAAGCCUAUUCAGCUGUUCACGAAACAUGGGCGGACGGGACAUAUCCGGGAGUCGCUUGGGACUCAUGGAUAUUUCAAGGCACAUUUCGAUGGGCCCGUCAACCAGAUGGAUACCGUAUGUAUGUCGUUGUAUAAGCGCGUGUACCCGAGAUGGAGCGAGAAUUGGGCAGUGCGUGGUGCGGGCAACGGGAGGGGUGAUGAGAUGGAGGAAUAAGUGGCGAUUUUGAUAUUGAUUAUGUGGGUAACGCGGCUUCUGAUGUCGAAUUGCGCAUGUAUUUGAAAUUUUGAAGCAACAACUGGAGAAUUACUACGAGCUGGCCGAACCUUUCCCGGCGCAUCUUUCAUGAGACUCUUUGUUCACAGACAACAAUUGUGUUGAACUUGUGAUCAUGUUCACCUGACAAAAGCAUGUACUCCAAUCUCAGACUGGCAGACUCGGAGCAGUCAUCUAAUACAAUGCCAUGGUACCGCCAAUAUAAUGAGCC
Suillus clintonianus is the source of this 2812-nucleotide messenger RNA. Its product is annotated as ribosome biogenesis protein tsr1. Gene Ontology annotation, molecular function: U3 snoRNA binding; GTP binding; GTPase activity. Bases 169 to 2541 code for a protein of 790 amino acids. Gene Ontology annotation, biological process: ribosome biogenesis; maturation of SSU-rRNA from tricistronic rRNA transcript (SSU-rRNA, 5.8S rRNA, LSU-rRNA); endonucleolytic cleavage of tricistronic rRNA transcript (SSU-rRNA, 5.8S rRNA, LSU-rRNA). Gene Ontology annotation, cellular component: nucleus; preribosome, small subunit precursor. The transcript is spliced from 10 exons. The record is from RefSeq and is a predicted model, not a curated record. NCBI's taxonomy places the organism in Eukaryota, Fungi, Basidiomycota, Agaricomycetes, Boletales, Suillaceae.